AAAAUUUAAAUCGUAUAAUUCGUAUUGACUGUUUUUUUUUGAUUUGUCAACUUUUGCUUCGUUUCCUUUUUACCUAACGUCUUGUUUAACUUAAUAUCGUGUAAUUUGUAUAAACGUAACCACGUUUAAUCUAGUAUUUCCAGUAUAAUAUACUGUAUUAUAAACUAUUUUAAAUACGUUAUAUUUUUUGGUCCAUAAUUCAUCGUUAUUUAAAAUAAUCACUGAAGUGAAAGGUUAAUAAUUGUUUUCAUUAUAUAAAAGUAUAAAGUGCUUAAUGAUUACCAUUAUUUUUAAAUAUUUUUAUUACUUUGCGUAAUAUUCAUGUUAUUUAAAUUCGGUUAAAUUAAUGUGAUCCGUUUUUCAUUACCCACGGUUUGGAGUAACUAAAAAAUAAUAACCAUCGAUUUCUUUCAACAAGGUAAAAGACAAAUAUUAUGAACGACGUAUUAAAUAAGGCAGUUGAUCGCUUUUUGGACAAUUAUGACGAUGUUUUGAAACAUUUUCCUCUAGAUGGACAAAAACAAGUAAGUCGUUAUUAUGAAACUGAUUGUCGUCACUCACAUAUUUUAAACAAAUUGGAAAAUUUUACUAAAAAAACUAAAGACUUUACAUCUACUGAUGGAGAACGUAUAAAAAAAAUGUUGAUUGAGUCUUUAGACCUGGCUGACAGAAAAGUUAACAUUACGGAAUGUCUAUUGGACAUGGUAGGAACAAACAUGCGUAAUUUAAAUAUGAGUUAUAAAGAAGCUGAAACUGCAAAAUUACGUUUAAUUAAUUCAAAUAAAAGAAUGUCAAAACUGAUGCCUGAUUGUAAGGAAAUUGAUUCAGAUUCUAUUGACGUACAAAAUAUAAAUAAUUCUAAUAAGCGCCCCAAAAGAAAUGUUACAAAACUAUCCACAACAUUAAAUAAAAGCGUAGAAAUGAAUGCACAUUUUGAAAGAAAAUCAAGCACUAAUCAAAAUAAAAAGAAAACAACAUCAACCAAAAAGUCCAAGGCACAGCCCGCCAAAAUUAAAAAAAAAGAUUCAGGAUCAGAAAGUUCUGAUAGUGAUGGUGAUGAUUUACAACCAACUUACUGUAUUUGUGAAGAAAUAUCUUAUGGUGAUAUGGUUGGCUGUGAUAAUGAUUUAUGUCCACUUGAGUGGUGUCAUUUUGGCUGCGUGUCUAUAAGUAGGAAACCUAAAGGAAAAUGGUAUUGUCCAUUUUGCAGAGGAACUACUUCAAAAACCAUGAAGCCGAAACCAGUAUUUCUUAAAGAACUUGAAGAGUACAAUAAACGUAAGGAAGAAAACUGGAGCAAGUAAUACAAUCCAUUUAAGCAUUAUAUAUUUAAUUUGACGCUGAAUUGUUUCAAUGAAAAAGAAAUUCAUACAUUAUGUGUCAUACUAUCUUCAUCUAAGCAAAUUCAAUUUUCAUGAAUGAAUAUUAUGUUAAUUAAUAAUAAUACUAAAUAUAGGAUAGCAUCUUUUUGUUUUGUUUUUCUGCGUAACUAAAUGGAAAAACAUAGCUGCUCAUCCUAUUAUUCUUCAAUGCUUAUUUAUAAUAUUUUUAAAUAGAAAUAAAAUUUGUUUAAAUAUAAAAUUGUCCCAGAUGCUAUCAGAUUGCUAAAGUUAUUAUUAUGUAGUAAUAAGUAUUAUGUAGUCAUACAAAUGGCGAUUAUUUUUCUAAUAAUUUAAAAUACA
Messenger RNA from Acyrthosiphon pisum (pea aphid), 1682 nucleotides. Its product is annotated as inhibitor of growth protein 1-like. The coding region runs from base 435 to 1304 and encodes 289 amino acids. The record is from RefSeq and is a predicted model, not a curated record. Gene Ontology annotation, cellular component: NuA4 histone acetyltransferase complex. The transcript has 2 exons. NCBI's taxonomy places the organism in Eukaryota, Metazoa, Arthropoda, Insecta, Hemiptera, Aphididae.